Molecule: messenger RNA, 3044 nt
Organism: Gastrolobium bilobum
Lineage: Eukaryota; Viridiplantae; Streptophyta; Magnoliopsida; Fabales; Fabaceae
Product: kinesin-like protein KIN-7G
Exons: 13
Coding region: 1-2913 (970 amino acids)
Biological process (GO): microtubule-based movement
Molecular function (GO): microtubule motor activity; microtubule binding; ATP binding
Source: RefSeq, a predicted model, not a curated record
AUGGGUUCCAUUGCAGGGGAGGAAGCAGUGCAAGGCCCAACAGAGGAGAGAAUUCUUGUUUCUGUUCGUGUGCGACCUCUGAAUGAUAAGGAGAUCGCAAAAAAUGAUUUGUCUGAAUGGGAAUGCAUUAAUGACACUGCCAUCAUAUACAGGAGCAACCUUUCAGCUUCCGAUAGGUCCCUGUAUCCAACAGCCUAUUCAUUUGACCGAGUAUUUAGAACUGAUUGCCCCACAAGACAGGUGUACGAAGAAGCAGCUAAGGAAGUUGCUCUUUCAGUUCUCAGUGGCAUCAACUCAAGCAUUUUUGCAUACGGACAAACAAGCAGCGGAAAGACAUACACCAUGAGUGGUAUAACUGAGAACACUGUAGCAGAUAUUUUUGACUACGUAGAAAAGGUAAAUGAAAAUUUUUUACAGCACAAGGAAAGGGAGUUUGUUAUGAAGUUUUCAGCAUUGGAGAUCUAUAAUGAAUCUGUCAGGGACCUCCUUAGUGCAGACAGUACGCCUCUCAGACUCCUUGAUGAUCCAGAGAAAGGGACUGUUGUUGAGAGACUCACCGAGGAAACUUUGAGUGACUGGAACCAUUUUACAGAACUUAUUUCUUUCUGUGAAACUCAAAGGCAGAUAGGGGAGACAACCCUGAAUGAAGUAAGCUCCAGAUCUCAUCAGAUUCUCAGACUGACAAUUGAAAGUACUGCACGUGAAUUUCUGGGAAAUUACAAAUCGAGCUCUCUUGCCGCUUCAGUGAAUUUUGUUGAUCUUGCCGGGAGUGAGCGUGCAUCCCAAACUAAUUCAGCUGGUACGAGGUUGAAAGAGGGUUCUCAUAUUAAUCGUAGUUUACUAACUUUAGGAACUGUUAUCCGCAAACUCAGCAAGGGGAGAAAUGGACAUAUUCCUUUCAGAGAUUCAAAGCUAACCCGCAUACUACAGUCCUCAUUAGCAGGCAAUGCUAGAACUGCAAUCAUCUGCACCAUGAGCCCUGCACGGAGUCAUGUUGAACAAACCAGAAACACCCUGUUAUUCGCAAGUUGUGCUAAAGAAGUGUCAACUAAUGCAAAAGUCAAUGUAGUGAUGUCUGAUAAAUUGUUGGUCAAGCAACUACAAAAAGAGUUGGCUAGACUGGAAAGUGAUUUGAGAAAUUCUGGUCCAACCCGCACUAAAUCUGAUUCUGCAACAUUGCUGAGGGAAAAAGACCUCCAAAUUGAGAUGUUAAAGAAAGAGAUAUCGGAUCUGACUUUGCAGCGGGACCUUGCUCAAUCUCAAAUUAAGGACAUGCUUCAAGUGGUUGGAGACGAUACGUCCUCAGCUGAAUUGGAAAGUUUGGAGCCUCAAUAUCCCAAAUUACGUGUGAGGAGUUCAUGGGACUUCGAAAAUCCAACAGAGGAACCAAAUUUAUCAAGUUUUGACUGCUUGGAGAGUGUGAGAUCUUUUGAUGCGUCUCAAUAUUCUGAUGGACACAGUUUUAGUUCUGAUGAGAACUUUUUCCAACUCCCUGAUUUGGAAAAGAAUCUUCACUUCAGGAAUUCUUCCCCAGGUCUGUCUGUUGUAAGUACUAAUGUUGAAAGGAAUGAUUUUGAUCAAAAGAGCGUUGAAGAACAGCACAAUGAUAAUUUAGGCCACCCUUGUAAGGAAGUUAAGUGCAUUGAGUCAGAAGACGUAAUUACAAACACAAAUACACACUCAAAUCCAUCAGAUUUGGGUCCAAAUUUCUACACAGACUCUAAUGCUUCAUCCCCGGAGGCAAACGCGACUAUCUCAGGAUUGACCGAAGUUGAUAAUAGAGACAAAGAAAAUCUAGAUUUGAAUUUGUCUGUGUUAAAGGAAAACAAAGAAUUGAACCGCUUACACCAAGAUUCUGCUCUUGCUUCUCCAGUGAAAAUAUCUCCAAGGCUGGCAGAAAACAGUGCAUCUAGUUGUAAAACCUUGAAGUUGACCAGAAGCAUAAGUUGUAAAGCAAAUCUCAUGAGGGAUUCAUCUUCAGAUUGGUUUGAUCAGGAAGAAAUAAUUCAGAACACACCCCUGAUAGAUAUUGAAAAAGACUUUACGAGAAGACUUGAGGAGUUUCAAAGGAAGUCCUACACACUAAAUUAUAAUGCCAAUGCUGAGAGGAUGUCAUGGACUGGUUAUGGGAAUUCUGUGGCAAUUGCUGCUGUUGAUGUACAGAAUGUGAAAUCCUCCACCGAUGAGGCAAGCGAUGGCAAUAGUACUUUAGCUCCAGGAACAAAGGAAAAGAAAGAUCUUGAUAGUUCAAAUCUACCGGAGAACCGUGAGGUUCCAGACGCAGUACUGGAGUCCAUUGUUUCAGCAAAGAAGUUCAAAGAUGUUGGAUUGGACCCAUUGCAAUCUGAUGAAGAAAAACAUUUGGAAUGGCAUAUAGAAUUUAAGCGUCUGCAAAGAGAGAUUAUUGAACUCUGGCAUGCUUGUAAUGUUUCAUUGAUUCACAGGACUUACUUUUUCCUUCUAUUCAAAGGUGAUCAAUCAGAUUCUAUCUACAUGGAGGUAGAGCUGAGAAGGUUGUCCUAUCUCAAGCAAACUUUUUCUCAAGGGAAUCAGACUGUGGAAGACGGACGAACCCUUAACCCUGAAUCAAGCGUGAGAUAUCUUCGAAGAGAAAGACAGAUGUUGAGCAAGCAAAUGCAGAGGAAGCUGUCAAAAUCUGAAAGAGAGAACCUCUAUUUGAAGUGGGGAGUUCGUAUGAGUUCAAAGCAUAGGAGGUUGCAUCUGGCCCACCGCCUGUGGUCUGAAACAAAAGACAUAGACCACAUUACAGAGAGUGCCACCAUUGUUGCAAAGCUAGUUGGUUCAGUAGAGCCAGAUCAGGCUUUUAAGGAAAUGUUUGGGCUCAACUUUGCCCCACGUCGCAGAAGUAAGAAAUCUUUUGGCUGGACAACCAGUAUUAAGCGUAUUUUGUGAGGUUGAUUGUCGAAGCGGAUUACUUUAUAGGAAGUUGGAUGUGGCCAUGUAAAAAUUUCCCCCAGGCUCCAGUUAACAUAGGAAAUUAUUUUUAACCACUUCUAUAAACAAUUUGAUCUCUAUUUUAUGCU